Messenger RNA from Podarcis raffonei (Aeolian wall lizard), 3115 nucleotides. RefSeq names its product D(1) dopamine receptor-like. The record is from RefSeq and is a predicted model, not a curated record. The transcript has a single exon. Bases 477 to 1838 code for a protein of 453 amino acids. Gene Ontology annotation, molecular function: G protein-coupled receptor activity. NCBI's taxonomy places the organism in Eukaryota, Metazoa, Chordata, Lepidosauria, Squamata, Lacertidae. Gene Ontology annotation, cellular component: membrane. Gene Ontology annotation, biological process: adenylate cyclase-activating adrenergic receptor signaling pathway.
UCUGCGCACGAGACGUAGGGAACAAGGCGUCCCAGUGCCGCCCCGACUGCCAAACCUAAACGGACAGAUAGUGUGGAGACCGCGGCUUUCUCUGCCCCACCUUCUCCUCCAGCACCGGAGGAUGCCCAGAAGCCCGGGAAGAACAGACGACGCUUGGAUCUGGUUGCGAGAGGAAGGCAGCGAGCGAGCGGCGUCGGGGAACUUUCGCCCUCGGCUCCGCGUUCAUUCCAACCAGCCAACCUGCUGCUAACCAAGAUCUCUCUGUCCCGGCGCCGGCGGCGCUGCGCGAAGCUCUUGAUGCGCCCCGUCCAGGCUCAGGAUCCAGUGCUUCCCCACGAUGCCUGCGGGAGCCGCAGCCACGUCUUUGAUGCAGGCGAAUGGGCGGCGGGGACCCUGUUCGCUGGGGUGCGCGGGUGGCUGCCAUAGGAGACCCUCCUGGACGGCGGUAGGCGCCUGGAGCCCGUGGGCGCCCUCUGAUGGAGAACGCCUCCAACGGCAGCCAGGGGCCCCUGGAGCCCCGGGCCCCUGGCGGGAAUGGGGUGGUGCUAGGCGUCUGCUUCCUCUGGCUGCUGGUUUUGAGCACCUUGCUGGGCAACGCCCUGGUCUGCAUGGCCAUCGUCCGGUUUCGCCACCUGCGAGCCAAAGUCACCAACUGGUUUGUGCUGUCACUGGCCUCUUCUGACCUGUGUGUGGCGCUGCUGGUCAUGCCCUGGCAGGCAGUCACGGAGGCGGUGGGUGGGGUGUGGCUCUUUGGCACCCGUUUCUGCGACACGUGGGUGGCCGCCGACAUCAUGUGCUCCACGGCCUCCAUCCUCCAUCUCUGCAUCAUAAGCCUCGACCGCUACUGGGCCAUCGCCAGCCCCUUCCGCUACGAGCGGCGGAUGACCCGGGGCCUGGCCUCCGCCAUGAUUGCCCUGGCCUGGACCCUCUCUGUCCUCAUCUCCUUCAUCCCUGUCCAGCUCCAUUGGCACAGAGUUGAGGAGCAGGGGGGGACUGACCCACAGUUGCCACGUUGUGACGCCCGGCUCAACCCCACGUAUGCCAUCACCUCCUCCCUGGUCAGCUUCUACAUCCCCGUGUCCAUCAUGAUUGGCACUUACGCAAGGAUCUACCGCAUCGCCCAGGCUCAGAUCCGCCGCAUCUCGUCUCUGGAAAAGGCCGGAGGGCUGGGCUUUGCGCAGGGGAAAGAGCCCGCCUCUUCGCUGCGCAGCUCGCUCUGCAAGGAAACCAAGGUCCUCCAGACGUUGUCCAUCAUCGUGGGGGUAUUUGUCUGCUGCUGGCUGCCCUUUUUUGUCCUUAACUGCCUGCUACCCUUUUGUGAACCAAGGCCAAGCAGCGGGGUUUCUGGGCAAGCUCUCUGCGUCAGCCAGACGACUUUCCGUGUUUUCAUGUGGCUUGGCUGGGCCAACUCCUCGGUCAACCCAGUGAUCUACGCUUUCAAUAUGGACUUUCGGAAGGCUUUCAGCAGCCUGUUGGGCUGCCACCACCGCCCUUGUUGGGCUCCAGGCAGGUCCGCCGUGGAGAGAGUCAACCUGAGCCACGAGCUGGUCUCCUAUCACCACGACUCCUCCUCCCACAAGAGCGGAGGAGAGCCAGUUCCGUCACCUCUCCCCACCAUUGCUGCCUGGCAUCGAUCCCUGCCCCACACAGUGAGCUCCCAAGGAGGAGGAGAGAGCAAUGGAGGAACCCUGCCAGAGAACGAGAUGUUGUCCUCACAUCAGGCCACUCAGAGGAGCAACAGCAAAAACCUUCACCUGCCAGCUUUGCUCCCCUCUGAAUGUGAGGCUGUGGUAUCUUUGGAGACUCUUGAUCCCUUUGCAGAGAUUACUGGGCACUAGAAUCUUUACUGCCACAUCCCAGCGGUAUGUGGAUGGGACCAUGUAGUGGCCACAAAGGAACACAAUCACAUAAGAAGAGUCCUGCUGGUUCAGACUGAAGGCUUAUCUAGUCCAGCAUUUUCUUUCCCCACAAUGGCCGACUAGAUGUGAAUAGGAAGCCCACAAACAAGACACGAGGCCUUUCGCUGUCUCCUACUGUUGUUCCCCAGUGACUGGUAUUCAGAGGUGCACUGGCUCUGAUUCUGGAGGUAUCACAUAGCUGUCAGAACUACUUAUUUAUUUAGGGAUAUCUAGGCUGUCCAAUCAACUGUGAGGAUGGCUCACUUGUUGUUGGCAUCUGUCUGUCUUAGGAGAGUGCGCCUUCAGGGUAAAGUCAAACAGCUUUAGUCAAACAGAGUUACAGCGCCUGCUGUGGCUGUAGACAUUGAUAUAGGAGAGGCAUGUUUGAUUGCAGCUGGGACAAAUGAAGGUGUCCAGUUUUGCUUCUACAGGUGCACCUUAGUGUUUCUCCUCUCUGUGCUCCACCCAGCGGUCAUUCCUCCUCUGGUCAUUGCUAUGGAUACAUGGCCUGUCUGUCUGUCUCCAGGGGUUCACUAUUACAUGUUUAAUAGCCACUGAUAGCUCUAUCUGCCAUGCAUGGCUUCUUCACAGUUGGGAUCAUGACCUAACUAAAAUGGCAGGGCCCAAUCACUUGGGACCCAUCCAUUGGCACCCAGCUCAUAUGGUUGGGUCCAAUGAAGUUAUGCAUGUUUGAUCAGAACAGAAGUCCUAGCGUGUGCAGUGGGUCUUAUGCCUAGGUAAGUGUGCUUUGGUUUGGAGCCUUAGACAUUGCUCCUGAGUCUGCAACAAUCUGCAUGAAAGUUCUUUCCUGCAUAACUGAGUAGCGAUCUACUAGUCUUUCUCUUAGGGUGUAUCUAGAGGCAAUGGUAAGACUGAAGGUUGAUUGUCUAACACAGGCUUCCUCAAACUCGGCCUUCCAGAUGUUUUGAGACUACAGUUCCUAUCAUCCCUGACCACUGGUUCUGCUGGCUAGGGAUCAUGGGAGUUGUAGGCCAAAAACAUCUGGAGGGCCGAGUUUGAGCAAGCAUGGUCUAACACAAGAGCCAUGAUUCCCAACUCUGUGAUGUGAGAGGAGCUGAAACAGAUAUUUAAGAAACUGAAGUACAGUGGUCCCUCGGGUUAAGAACUUAAUUCGUUCUGGAGGUCUGUUCUUAACCUGAAACUGUUCUUAACCUGAAGCACCACUUUCACUAAUGGGGCCUCCUGCUGCCACUGUG